UCUUCAGUCGGUCGACCACCUCCCCAGCGAGCGGUCGCACUUUACUCGGUGCAGGAGGUCUCUCUCCGUUCUGUGUUCAACCGUCUUCUUCGUUUACGUGUCUACGUGUUGGCGUCUCGCGUUUGGAUUAUUUGCUUCAAUUUGACGGGAAUGACAUCGAUAUCACAAUAGAAACGUGGCACGUUCACUUGCACAGCCAAGACAAGGCGGAAGGGGGGGGGGGAGUUUUCCUAUCCGAGUUAAACUUACUACCAGAAUGGAGUGGGUGGAGAUCAUCGAGCCGAGGACGAAAGAACACAUGUACGCCAACUUGACGACCGGCGAAUGCGUCUGGGAUCCGCCGCCUGGUGUUUCAGUGAAACGAACGACGGACAACCAAUGGUGGGAGCUGUUUGACCACAAGACAUCGCGCUUCUACUACUACAACGCCGCCACCCAACGAACCGUCUGGCACAGGCCGCCCAAUUGCGACAUCAUUCCGCUGGCCAAAUUACAGACAUUGAAGCAAAAUACUCAAGUCAAAUCGCCUAGCCAAGAUUCUGCGUCGUCCAAAGCGGGCGAUGAAUCUCUGUCGUCAUCUCAAAACGGCCCGUCCACAGAUCAUGCCCGGCCAACAGCCAAAAAGGAAUCCGUUUCCACUCAGACGCCUUCACGUUCCGCCAUGAGCCGGAACGAGCGCAAUGGAAGCAGCGCCGGAAGCGGCACGAGGCGCAGCCUUGAAAAGCAUCAGGAUUCUCCUCGGCCUUCAUCCGGCGGAGGAUCGUCCACCGCGAUGGCGGGCACGGGGACGGGAACGCAGACGGGCUCGACGUCACCUGUCCCCUCGCCGCGUCCUCAUCGACGUCACCAUCAUCACCAGCAUCACAGUCACCAGUGCGGAAGCAGUUGCGGCAGCGUCAACAAACACGGCCAUGGGCCGCCGAAUGUCAGCGACGAAGAUGUCGACGCGGCCCAGCAGCUGGAACCGCUCGGCCAGCUCUCAGCAGCCCAGCAACAGCAGCAGCAGAGGAAGGUGCGCCGGGGCACGAGUCAUGGCGGAUGGUACAGUCGGCACGGCAAAUCUCAAGAUUCGGGCAGAUCGAGUGAUUCCAGCACCUUGUCGCUGAGCAAACGCUCUGACAAACUGGGCAGCAGCGCCGGAUCGGGUCCGCUUGGUGGAUCCUCGCUGACGUCUCCGCUUCGUGCGACUGCCGCAAGCGGACGCCGACCGACGCUGGAUCCAACUCCGAUGGAAUUCGGAAUGGGAAGCACGUCGAGCACUCCGCUUUCCAGUCGCAAAAAAGGCGCCAUUGGGGGCAGCAGCAGCGGAGUCGGAGUCGGAGGCGGCCUCGAGUUAUCUCGUCAGCGGAGUCUCGAUUCCGAAACGAGUCCCGUUUCGGCCGUGAUGGGAUCGGCCGGCUUGUCGAUGGGCAGCAACAGCACGAGCACCACCCCGACGCCUGUGCGCAGCCACAAACCGAACGACCUCUUUUAUCGCGAUGGAUCUCUUUCCAGGAGUUUGAGCUUCAUGCAACAGCGACGACCUCAAACGGCUCGUGGCCAAGGCCCUCUGUUCGAUUUGUGGUCCCCUCAGCGGGAGCACCAACUCUUGUCGGGAGCCAACAGCGAGAGUGCCCCGGGAGUGGACAGUCUAUGCACGCCCAUGAUUAAUCGUAAACAGCGAUCAUUUGAAUCCGGCGGCAGUGGAGGAUCGACGGGCAACAGCAAAGCGAGUCGAGUGUAUCAUCACCAUUCGCAACUCGAUUCGCCGAAGCUGCAGCAUUUAACCUCCCAGCAGCAGCAGCAACAGCAGCCAAGGCAGCAGAGACCGUUGGGAUCGUCGGCUUCAUUCCGCACGUCGUCGUCAACCGGAAGCGGCGGAAGAGAUGCACCCCGCCAAUUUGGCGGAAGCUUCGGAUCCGAUUCCAGUCCUAGUCCAAAGCGGGAGAGUAAAGAACAGCGCGACUCGUUGGGUCGUGUCCUCCGAUCCACCGACUCGUCGCCCCAUUCGGCCGGCGAUUCCGGACUGGCCACGACCGGAAGCCGGGCUUCUCAGGACAGCCGGACAAAGACGACGGCCGGCACCAAAUCAUCUCCUUCCUCAUCUCCGCCUUCAACCGUUGCCGCUCCUUCGGCCAUGGCCAUUAGUUCGUCUCAGCUUUCGGCCUCGUCGGCAAUGGCAGACAGCAAUGCGGCAGCAGAAGCGGCCGGCGGACCGCUAUACGACCCGGUCCCGCUCUAUUCGAAUAUAGACUACAAUUAUUACAUGGACUCGAAGGCUCAGGCGCACCUCUUGCCAUUGCAGCAGUACAUCCUGGAACAGGCCAAACUGUCAGGUUACCGAUUCGGGGACUCGUCGCCGAUCGCCGAGGACGAAGGCGCCGGAGUUGGCACAACGGAUCACUUCCGAUCGGACGAUGAAGAAGACCACGACUCGCUGCGACACCGACUACGAGUGCCGACUCAUCUUCGUCCGCCGGAACACGACGAUAGCGACGACUUUGCCGACGAUGAAGGCAUGUCAAACGUGGAAGAUUCUUCGUCACUGGAAUACCUGGACGAAAGCCAGUACCUGGAAGAAGAUGAUCACUACACGCAGUUCCUCUUGCCACCGGCUCCGCCUCAUCGCCAACAGUCCAAAACGCUAUUGCAUCACUUUGGGCCGGGAUCGGGACCCAAUCCCAGUGGUUACAGUGCAGACGUCAUUGUCGAACCGGAAUACACGGAAGCCGAUCCGGGUAUUUCUGGUGGAACUUACCGCAGUCUUCCCGACGGUCCAAUGGCUUCCGGGCCGAUUGUCUCCUCGUCGAAUUCGUCGGCGUUGAUGCAUUCCGGCUCGACGUCGUCACUACGCCCACGCCCCAAAGAAUCCAUGAUGAUUCAUCCUUCCAGCUCGUUGUACUCACCAGUCAUGGACCGAGCAGGGCCAUUUGCGAUGGAAGGAUUCCGGCAAUCGAUAGAACCCGUCAUCGCCGCCACGCCUUCCAGCAAAACUAGUCCAUUGCAGCGAUCGUCGUCAACGCUGGGACCGAACGGCAAAGGGCCGACGACACCGACCGAUGGCGACAUUCAAAAGUACGCACAGAGCCAUUGCAACAUCCACAAGAAGGGCCUGUUUCGUAAGAACUUGUCGAUUCGCGACAUGCUCAGCUUCUCGAAAGAUGCCAUCCGCAAACCGAUGCUGCCACUGGAAGACAAGACGCUGAAGAAGGAGGCGUGCGAUUUGUUUAAGCUAGUGCAGAUUUACAUGGGCGAUCGCAAGUGCAAGCCGGGCAUGACGUGCAACUCUGUUGCCCUCGAACUGUGCAACCACGCCUGGAACAAGCCAUCGCUACGCGACGAGCUCUAUUUGCACGUUUGCCGUCAGACGACAGAGAAUCCUCGCAAGGAGAGCUUAAGACGCGGCUGGGAGCUGAUGGCCGUCUGCCUGUAUUUCUUUCCACCUUCACCCAAGUUGGAGCCUUAUCUCGAUGGUUACAUUAACCGGCACCGCGAUCCCAGUUUGAAUUUCACCGAAGUCGCCAAAUGGCCGAUUCACGUGCAAGUGUCUCAUUAUGCCACCAUCAGCUGUCGGAGACUACUUCGAAUCGGUGCCUCUGGCCGUCGCCAGGAGCGCAAACCCACUCUCGAGGAAAUCGAGCAAGCAAGGUUGCAAAUCUUCCGACCAAGCAUGUUUGGCAAUACGCUGGAAGAGAUUAUGAUGGUCCAGCGUGACCGUUUUCCGCAUCGCAAACUGCCCUGGAUACAAACGACUUUGUCGGAAGAGAUUCUAAGACUCCAAGGUGCUCAGACUGAGGGCAUUUUCCGAGUUCCGGCUGAUGUGGACGAAGUCAAUAGUUUAAAGAACCGAAUGGACCAAUGGGAAGUGUGUCCCGUUAGCGACGCCCACGUCCCGGCCUCCCUACUCAAACUUUGGUACCGCGAACUUUACGAGAGUCUCAUUCCUGAUGAACUGUACCAGGAUUGCGUUCAAUACUGUGCCGAUCCUGAACGGGCCGUCGCCAUAGUUCAUCGACUGCCAGAAUUUCACCGACUCGUUCUCUCCUAUCUCAUCCGCUUCCUACAGAUCUUCUCACAGACCGAAGUGUCUUCUGUGACCAAAAUGGACGCCAGUAACUUGGCCAUGGUUAUGGCGCCCAACUGCCUCCGCUGUAACGCUUCUGAUCCUAAAAUUAUCUUUGACAAUGCUCGCAAGGAAAUGGCGUUCAUCCGGACGUUGAUCCAGCACCUUGAUACCUCCUUCAUGGAGGGCGUCGUUUGAAUCUUUGGACAUUGUAUGGUGAGAGAGUCGAAACUCAGCAUGAAAACAGUUUUCUUUUUUUUUAUUUAUAGAUUUGUUGUUUUUAAACCGGUAGUUCCAUCGCAUCUCCUUUCGUUCGUUAAAAAGGGUUAGCCGCAUAUUUUCUUCUCAUUUUUUUUAUUUUUUUUUCGGCUCAGAAAAAAUACCUUUACAAGUUGAAUUCACGCAAUCUAAGUCAUUCGAUUUCAAACCAAAACCACAAGGUUUAGAAAAACCAUGCCGCCCCUAUUAUUAUUAUUUUUUUUUUUUUCAACAAAAGAAAAUUAUUUUAACCUACAAAUGCAGAAUUAAGGCAGCUUUUUCAUUACCUUUUGUGCGUUUAUUUUUAUUUCUUUUUUUUACAAAAGAAACAAGAAAAAAGAAUUAUACUUGUCAAAUACGAUGGUAAAACUUAGUAAAAAGAAGAGAAAAAGUAAUAUAAAAUUGAUGUUCCCGACAGCUAAAACGGCACCUGAUUGCAGCUCGUUAACGUUGAUUACGAUGGGUAAAAAGAGGAGGUCUGGAGAAUAGAGUUGCAUGAGUUGUCGAAUCCAAAAUUGUUCAUGUAAUCCCCGUUUGAAAGACGAGCCUAUUCACGAGAUAUGCCUCCAAAGUCAGUAGUUUUUUAUUGUAUAGCCUCUUCUCUGCAUUUUCAUUCGUUUUUUUUUUUUUUUUAAUGAUUUCUUUUGUUUGUUUUUCUUAAUUUUUUUUUUUUUUAAUCAACUGAAAAUGUUGUCACUGUGGUUGUGCCGAUGAUUCACGUUCAUGGCAAGACUCACGCUUCUUACCCAAAUUACCAUUCGUCCUUAGAUAAUGUCUUGUUUCUCUUGUCAUUUCUCAUCAUCCCUUUUGGGCAGCGUGUCCCGCGGGAAAACCUCAGAAAGUUAUAACCCGCUAGCAAAAAAAGGAAAAAGAAAUGGCGCUGAAAAAGUUCAAUCGAAUCACUUUCUUAACCUACUUUUUUUUUUUCUUUUUUUCUUUGUGUUUUGUGUUUUGUGUUGUGUGUGUUUCUCUUUUCCGAACUAUGGUAUCCUAUUCAAACUAGCCGGUAAUGUCAUGCGUGUUCUUCCGCCUCAUCACAUUCACUUUCCUCUGGGCUAUUUCGACCGUCUUUUGUACUUUCUUUUGCCUUCAGCCGUUUGACAAUGUGGUCCCACUUGAAACAUUUCUAUUUCGUAUCCUUUUUGUUAUUUUCUUCGCGAAAUUGACAUCAACACACACACACACACACACAGGCAUACACAACACCGAACAUUUGAUAUAUACAUAUUCUAUUUCUCGUGCUUUUGUACCAUAUUAUACGGCCGCCAAUUGA
This is a messenger RNA of Daphnia magna, 5573 nucleotides long. RefSeq names its product AT-rich interactive domain-containing protein 1B-like (gene RhoGAP93B). Gene Ontology annotation, molecular function: GTPase activator activity; protein binding. The coding region runs from base 257 to 4240 and encodes 1327 amino acids. Gene Ontology annotation, cellular component: cytoskeleton; cytoplasm. Gene Ontology annotation, biological process: signal transduction. The transcript has 14 exons. The record is from RefSeq and is a predicted model, not a curated record. Lineage: Eukaryota; Metazoa; Arthropoda; Branchiopoda; Diplostraca; Daphniidae.